AUCAGUGCCACCUGUCAGUGCCCAUCAAUUGUGCCCAUCAGUGCACAUUAAUGCCACAUAUCAGUGCCUACCAGUGCACAUCAAUGUCACAUAUCAGUGCCCAUCUGAGCUGCCUUUCAGUGCCAACUAUCAGUGUCAGUCAGUGCCACCUGUCAGUGCCACCUAUGAGUGUUGCCAAUCAGUGCCACCUAUCAGUGCCAGUCAGUGCCUCCUAUCAGUGCCCAUGAGUGCCGCCUAUCAGUGCCUGUCAGUGCCGCCUAACAAU
Messenger RNA from Staurois parvus, 265 nucleotides. The record is from the annotation of a GenBank genome assembly. NCBI's taxonomy places the organism in Eukaryota, Metazoa, Chordata, Amphibia, Anura, Ranidae.